GUACUGCCACGUGAACGUGCCGGACGAGUUGUUGCGGGACUUGCUUCCUGGACCUGUGACCCUGGUCUUAAAACGUUCAGAAGAACUAAAUAAAGACUUGAAUCCUUUCACAUCGCUGGUUGGUGUUCGUAUUCCAAACCACCCUUUUAUUAGGGAGUUGGCACGAGCUUGCUCUGGACCACUGGCUUUAACAAGCGCUAACAUCAGCUGUCAGGCGAGCACGCUGACGGUUUCGGAAUUCCAAGACCUGUGGCCUCAGUUGGCUUUGGUCAUUGAUGGAGGGCCAAUAGGGGAUGUCCAGAGCCCAGAGUGUCGUUUGGGGUCGACAGUGGUCGACUUAUCUGUGUCGGGGAAAUUCACCAUCAUUCGUCCUGGCUGUGCACUGGCAUCUACAGUUGAAAUCCUGAGGCAGAAAUAUGGCUUGAUACAGGAUCAUCUUAAGACUUCCGACUCCGAGGAGGCUCUGCAGAGCUGGUAAAGCUGGGCACCGUGUGCCUGUGCAUUCAGGAGAUGGGUGUUCCUGGCCUUGUUUAAUAAGGUCAACGGGUUAUGUCAAUGUUAAUAGACAAAAGAUACAAAACCAAGAGCAAUAGUUGAUGGGUAUCUG
Messenger RNA from Eurypyga helias (sunbittern), 607 nucleotides. It is a transcript of the gene YRDC, whose product is annotated as yrdC N(6)-threonylcarbamoyltransferase domain containing. The annotation marks the transcript as partial. Gene Ontology annotation, molecular function: tRNA binding; nucleotidyltransferase activity; double-stranded RNA binding. The transcript has 4 exons. Gene Ontology annotation, biological process: regulation of translational fidelity. Gene Ontology annotation, cellular component: cytoplasm. The record is from RefSeq and is a predicted model, not a curated record. Lineage: Eukaryota; Metazoa; Chordata; Aves; Eurypygiformes; Eurypygidae.